GGUGUUGGAAAGCAGAAUAUUUUAUCUAAACUGGACCUCACCAGUCAUCCAUCACAUUUAGCCGUUAAAAAAUCAGGAAAUCAUCCAUCAAAAAACCUCCAAAAUUAAGGCUUCUUUCUGACACAACCCGAAAAAAGAAAUCUUAUACCUUCUCAACUGAAAAAACUUCAGCUCCACUAACCUUCUAAACCGCGCCACAUUCGCUAGGGUUCUCCUAAAACAGUCCAUAUUAGAAAUUUAGAAUGUUCCUCUUUGGGAAUUAUUUGGGCUUUUUCUAUUUACCUUAAUUCUGGGUCUUUCUGGGUUUCUUUUGCUGGGUAAAAUUCUGGGUAAGUUUGGAAGAAAGGCAUGAACUUUGACACUUCUGAGCAUUGGUUUUGAGGCUUUACAGCAAAACAAAGAAAAAAGACCUGAUUUGCGUGUCAGCUCGUGGGGUUUUAGAAGCAAGGAGAACUAAAGAAGAUGAUUGCAGAAAAACCCAAUUGGGUUAAACAUGAGGGAAUGCAGAUUUUCUCCAUUGAUGUUCAGCCUGGUGGGCUUAGGUUCGCCACUGGGGGUGGUGAUCACAAGGUUCGUAUUUGGAACAUGAAAUCGGUUGGAAGGGACUUGGAUACUGAUGCAUCAAUACCAAAAUUGCUUGCAACUAUUCGUGAUCAUUUUGGGUCAGUUAACUGUGUCAGGUGGGCAAAGCAUGGUCGAUAUGUUGCAUCAGGUUCUGAUGACCAGGUGAUACUAAUUCAUGAGCGGAAACCUGGUUCAGGAACUACUGAAUUUGGUAGUGGAGAACCACCAGACAUCGAGAACUGGAAAGUUGCCAUCACUUUGAGGGGACACACAGCAGAUGUGGUAGAUCUUAAUUGGUCUCCAGAUGACUCGACGUUGGCUAGUGGGAGUCUGGAUAACACUAUUCAUAUUUGGGAUAUGAGUAAUGGCAUCUGUACUGCUGUUCUUAGGGGUCACUCUAGUCUGGUUAAAGGAGUUGCUUGGGAUCCCAUUGGUUCCUUUAUAGCAAGUCAAUCUGAUGAUAAAACGGUCAUUAUAUGGCGAACAAGCGACUGGAGCCUUGCUCAUAGAACUGAUGGUCAUUGGGCCAAAUCUCUUGGAUCCACUUUUUUUAGGAGGCUUGGGUGGUCACCGUGUGGCCACUUUAUUACCACCACUCACGGUUUCCAAAAGCCAAGACAUUCUGCACCCGUUUUAGAGAGAGGGGAAUGGUCUGCUACUUUUGACUUCUUAGGUCACAAUGCUCCAGUCAUUGUGGUAAAAUUUAAUCAUUCAAUGUUCAAAAGGAACUCAUCAAAUGGUCAGGAUUUGAAAUCUGGAUCUCUCGGUUGGACAAAUGGUUCUGCCAAGACUGGAGGAAAAGAUUCUCAGCCUUACAACGUUAUUGCAAUAGGAAGUCAAGACCGCACCAUAACUGUGUGGACAACAGCAAGUCCUCGUCCUCUCUUUGUGGCAAAGCAUUUCUUUUCUCAAAGUGUUGUAGAUUUGUCAUGGAGUCCUGAUGGAUAUUCUCUGUUUGCUUGUUCAUUGGAUGGAACAGUGGCUACUUUUCACUUUGACCCGAAUGAACUUGGGCACAGGCUUAGUGAUGCUGAACUGGAUGAGUUAAAGAGGAACCGUUAUGGUGAUGUCCAAGGUCGACAGGCAAACUUAGCAGAAAGUCCUGCUCAGCUACAGCUCGAAGCAGCUGCUGCAAAGCAAAACUCAAGCAAAAAGGUGACCUUGGAUGGGUCACAGAAGCAGACUUCCAUGAAACCUUCUACUGAUUUAGGGAUUGCAACAAAAGUUGUUAAAUCUCAAAACGAAGAUGGGCAGAAAAUUGAGGGAGCUACAGGUGAUGGAUUAAACAAGUCUGCCUCCCGGAUAUCAAGUCCUGUAAAGCAAAGAGAGUACAGGCGCCCUGAUGGUCGAAAGAGGAUAAUUCCUGAAGCAGUUGGAGUUCCUGUUCAGCAGGAGACUAUAUCUGGUAGCACUCACUCCCAACCCCUUGAGCUCGCUACAUCAUCAGGUCCAAGGAAGGAUGAAAACGGUAUAUUACAUGCAGAUUCCGGCAUCAGAGAAGCAUCUGUGAGGAAAACAGUGGGUGGGAGCUCUGAUAUCAAGGAGCGAUCCGGUGUCAAUGCUAGAGCUGCUAUUAGUGAAAGCCUGGUCAUUGAAAAGUUUCCAGUGUCUGCAGGUAAAGAUGGAAGCAUUAGUAUCGAGCAGACGGGACUUGUCAAGCAUCAAGAUUCAGCGACUUCCGGAAACAAUCUAUCAAUCAGGGUGUUCGAUAAGAAAGCAGGGGAAGAUACACUACCAGUUUGCUUGGAGGCCCAUCCAAGGGAACAUGCUAUAAAUGAUAUCCUAGGAACAGGAACUACAACAGUUAUGAAAGACACAGAAAUUGUUUGCACAAGGGGAGCUCAAACUCUCUGGUCUGAUAGGAUUUCUGGAAAAGUGACUGUUUUAGCUGGAAAUGCCAAUUUUUGGGCUGUGGGUUGUGAAGAUGGAUCUCUGCAGAUAUACACAAAGUGUGGGAGACGGGCCAUGCCAACAAUGAUGAUGGGGUCUGCUGCAAUAUUUAUUGAUUGUGAUGAGGCUUGGAAAUUGUUGCUCGUCACAAGGAAGGGAUCCUUGUAUGUUUGGGAUCUGUUCAAUAGGAAAUGUCUCCUUAACGAUUCUUUGGCCUCACUAAUUGCUUCAGAUCCGAAGUCCAAUAAUAGAGAUGCAGGAACAAUAAAAGUGAUAUCUGCUAAAUUGUCAAAAUCUGGUUUUCCCCUCGUUGUUCUGGCUACUCGCCAUGCUUAUCUUUUUGAUACUAGUCUAAUGUGUUGGUUGAGAGUUGCUGAUGAUUGUUUUCCUGCAUCAAACUUUGCAAGCUCCUGGAAUUUAGGUUCUGUUCAUGGUGGCGAGCUGGCUGCCUUGCAGGUUGAUGUUAGGAAGUUUCUGGCUAGAAAGCCAGGAUGGAGCAGAGUGACCGAUGACGGAGUGCAGACACGUGCUCAUCUGGAAACUCAACUGGCUUCAGCACUAUCAUUGAAGUCCUCAAAUGAGUAUCGCCAAUGUCUUUUGUCCUACAUCCGGUUCCUAGCAAGAGAAGCUGAUGAAUCCCGUUUACGUGAGGUUUGUGAGAGCUUUCUUGGACCACCGAUCGGAAUGGACGAAGCUAAAUCCCCUGACGUGAAACCUUUGUGGGACCCUUGUAUACUUGGAAUGAAAAAGCACAAGCUCCUUAGAGAAGAUAUUCUUCCUGCCAUGGCAUCCAAUAGAAAGGUUCAGCGGUUGCUCAAUGAGUUCAUGGAUCUUUUAUCUGAGUAUGAGAUAAGUGAAACAAACUUGGAAGAGAAAAACGCUGCACCAUCAACGUCCCAGCCAGCAACAGAUAAAGUGAACUCUGACAUGCCUAUAACUGAGCAAAAUGACUGUGCUCAACCUGUAGCUACUCCAACUACCUCUUCUUUCCCAGUUUCUGUUCAGAAUGAUUCUGCCUUGCAAACAGCAGAACAAACUGAUUCUUUAUCCCAAGUUAGAGAUGUUAUGGACGUGGACUCACAAUCAACAGAUAUAGCUGAACCUUUACUGCCAGCGACGGAUCAAAUGAACCUUGAUGCUGCUGUGUUAGAAAGUCCUGCUCCAGCUUCGCCAGCAAAAGAAGAGGGUUCUUGAAGCUGCCUUCAUGAUGCUAAUUAUUUCUAAUGCUGACUUUAGUUUUGCUGGUUAGAGAAGUUAUCUGCCUUUGCUCACUCAAAAGGCCCUGCUCAGCUUCUUGCUUGACACAUGAUUAUGCCCUCAGCAUCUUGCCUGAUCCCCAACAGGCAUUCUUCUUGCCUGUAAAGAAUAUGUGCGUUAGGUAGCUACAGCUUUUAGUCAUAACAACCUCCAAGUGGUGAUUGGAUCUCUGCUCACCAGCUUUUCCAUUUAAAGCUGUGUUUGAAGGAAAUCUAGCACAUGUACCAAAUCUCUUUUGAUUGAUUUCUUCUGCCUUAGUAAUGUAUGUAUAGUAGAUAUGCCUGCUAAGAAGAAAGUCCAUAGUGACGCUUGCUGUAGUUUUUGUUCUCUUAUAGGAUACAUAAUUAAUCCUGUAAUUUUUGUAUUUGUGGGCAUUUGCAUGGGAGAUAGCUUCUUAGUUUUGGUUGUUCCC
This is a messenger RNA of Coffea eugenioides, 4123 nucleotides long. Its product is annotated as protein HIRA. Gene Ontology annotation, biological process: regulation of DNA-templated transcription; DNA-templated transcription; chromatin remodeling. The transcript has 11 exons. Gene Ontology annotation, cellular component: nucleus; HIR complex. The record is from RefSeq and is a predicted model, not a curated record. Gene Ontology annotation, molecular function: protein binding; nucleosome binding. NCBI's taxonomy places the organism in Eukaryota, Viridiplantae, Streptophyta, Magnoliopsida, Gentianales, Rubiaceae. The coding region runs from base 463 to 3648 and encodes 1061 amino acids.